GUUAAUGAAUCAUGGCUGUUAAACGGACUCUUCGAAUAUUAUUUGAACUCAAGAUCAGAACGUGCGAUGGAGAUACUGGUUAAUAUCAAUGAACCCCAUCACAACUAUUUAUUUGAUCGAUUAUCAGAUUCAAUGAGAGGCUCAAAAAUAGAUACUAAAGUUCAGGCUCUCACUCUUUUUGGUUAUGUCGCUCGUAGACAGCCCACAUGGCUUUAUAAACUUCAAGAACAUUGUCUCCUGAAAGAUUUACUGAAAUUACUGAAGAAUGAAGUGGAGCUUUUACCAUUAAUAAGUGCCCUUCUUGUUUUAAUUGUAUUAUUGCCUAUGAUACCAUCUGUAAUGGGACAAUAUUUAAAAGACAUCUUUGACAUCUUCAGGUAA
Molecule: messenger RNA, 381 nt
Organism: Leptinotarsa decemlineata (Colorado potato beetle)
Lineage: Eukaryota; Metazoa; Arthropoda; Insecta; Coleoptera; Chrysomelidae
Gene: Tsc1
Product: tuberous sclerosis 1 protein hamartin
Biological process (GO): regulation of cell cycle; negative regulation of cell population proliferation; negative regulation of TOR signaling
Cellular component (GO): TSC1-TSC2 complex
Source: RefSeq, a predicted model, not a curated record